AUGGUUCGUUUAGGUCCAAAGAAACCACCAGCCAGAAAGGGUUCGAUGGCUGACAUCCCAAAGGAUUUGAUGGAACAGAUCCAUGGUUUGGAAGUGAUCUUUAGUGUCAGUCCUGAGAAAUUGAGAGCUGUUGUUAAGCAUUUCAUCGGCGAGUUGAACAAGGGUUUGAGCAAGAAGGGUGGUAACAUUCCUAUGAUUCCAGGUUGGGUGAUGGAAUAUCCAACCGGUACCGAGAAGGGUGACUACUUGGCUAUCGAUUUGGGUGGCACCAAUUUGAGAGUUGUCUUGAUCAAGUUGGGCGGUGACCGUACUUUCGACUCUACCCAGUCCAAGUACAAGUUGCCGGACUCUAUGAGAACAACCAGAAACCACGAAGAGUUGUGGGCUUUCAUUGCUGACUGUUUGGAGGCCUUCAUCGUCGAGCAGUUCCCAGACGGUGUUAAGGGUAAGUUGCCAUUGGGUUUCACUUUCUCCUACCCAUGUUCUCAAAGCAAGAUCAACGAGGGCUACUUGCAGAGAUGGACCAAGGGUUUCGACAUUCCAAACGUGGAAGGCCGCGACGUUGUUCCAAUGUUGCAAAAACAUUUGGAAGAAAAGAAACUUCCAAUCGACGUUGUUGCUUUGAUCAACGAUACCACCGGUACUUUGGUUGCAUCUUUGUACACUGAUUCUGAGACCAAGAUGGGUGUCAUCUUUGGUACUGGUGUCAACGGUGCUUACUACGAUGUUUGCAGCGGUAUUGAGAAGCUAGAAGGUAAGUUGCCAGCUGAUAUCACUCCAGACUCACCAAUGGCGAUCAACUGUGAGUACGGUUCUUUCGACAAUGAGCACAUGGUCUUGCCAAGAACCAAGUACGACGUUAUGGUUGACGAACAAUCCCCAAGACCAGGUCAACAAGCUUUCGAAAAGAUGUCCUCUGGUUACUACUUAGGUGAGUUACUGCGUCUGGCGUUGAUCGAUUUACACGAACAAGGUUUCAUCUUUAAGGAUCAAGACUUGACCAAGCUGAAGAUUCCUUACAUCAUGGACACUUCUUACCCAUCCAAGAUUGAGGAUGAUCCAUUUGAGAACUUGGAAGAUACCGAUGAAUUGUUUAGCAAGGACUUGGGUAUCCAAACCACCUCUCCAGAACGUAAAUUGAUCAGACGUCUGUGUGAGCUAAUCGGCACUAGAUCUGCUAGAUUGUCUGUUUGUGGUAUUGCAGCUAUCUGUCAAAAGAGAGGUUACGAAACCGCACACAUCGCCGCUGAUGGUUCCGUCUUCAACAAGUACCCUGGAUUCAAGGAGAGAGCUGCAGAAGCUUUGAAGGACAUCUACGGCUGGAAGGACCUAAAGCCACAACAAUAUCCAAUCCAGAUUGUUCCAUCUGAAGAUGGUUCUGGUGCUGGUGCCGCUAUUAUUGCCGCCCUAACAGAGAAGAGACUUGCUGCUGGUAAGUCUGUUGGUGUCCUUGAAUCUAAAUAA
Molecule: messenger RNA, 1464 nt
Organism: Torulaspora globosa
Lineage: Eukaryota; Fungi; Ascomycota; Saccharomycetes; Saccharomycetales; Saccharomycetaceae
Gene: HXK2
Product: hexokinase 2
Exons: 1
Coding region: 1-1464 (487 amino acids)
Biological process (GO): glucose 6-phosphate metabolic process; glycolytic process; intracellular glucose homeostasis
Cellular component (GO): cytosol; mitochondrion
Molecular function (GO): glucokinase activity; fructokinase activity; mannokinase activity
Source: RefSeq, a predicted model, not a curated record